UACUUCCCAAAGGAGGAGUACAGUCCGGAUCCGAACGACUCCACUAUGGCCAUACCGUAUGCCGUGACCAAGUCAGCCCUCUUCUUCAUCUUGGCUACAAUAUUCCUGUUCGUGGGAGAAUUCUGCUGCCUAUUUGGACAUUUCGCACGUCAGAGACGAGUCUUUACCUUCGUUUCUGGCGUACUCUGUAUCAUAUCAGGGCUGCUGAUGUUAAUUGGUCUGGUUAUGUACAUCUCCAUCUUCAAGGCUGAGAUUGGCAGCAAGCUGCGCCCCAGAUCACAGCUUCAGCCGCCUCUGUUCACCUACCGCUAUGGGUUCAGCUUUCUUCUGGUUGUAUCUGGAUUCAUGGCUACUGAAAUAGCUGGGACAUGUGCAAUAUUCCUGUACAUCUACUGGCACCAGAAAGAAUGGGGUCGCAAACGACAUGAGCUUCACCUCCAUCGCCGCAAAAUGUCUGCGUCCACGAUGCUCCUCACUGUGGAUCACCACAACCCAAACAUUAUGGUUCCAUGCAGACGCCAUCCACAUUCCAACCAACAGCAGCAGUAUACCUCUGGAAGACCUCCGCAAGGCCACAGAGCCUCUCCUCAACGCCGGUUAUACUUGAAUCGUGAUCCUAGGGGUCCUGAUGCUGUGGAGUGUGGCAACAGUGGAGUGCCAUCACCCUGUAGACACCUGCCACUCCCAUCAUUCACUGGCUCCAUGAGAGACAUAACUUCAUCUUCCUAUUACAGUUUCCCAGCUCCAGCAGGAACUGUUAUUGACACUUCUACAGGAUAUCAUCAACAUUAUUAUCACCAUCAUCAUGGAGAAGAAGAAUGUGAAGCAACACCACCACCAAUUGAUCUUCAUCACCACCAUCACCAUCAACAUCAUCACCACCAUCAUCCGCAUCACCAUGGUAGUGCCAGAGAACUGUCAGCGUCUCAUUCUUCAUUCUUCCCACGUGACGCUACGACUAACACUGUGUCUACGACAGCUGAUAUUAACUCAUGUGGUGAUAACGAUAUUGAUGAUGAGGAUUAUUCUCCUUCGAUGCAACAUGAACAUGAGUUUGUGACUUUUGAUUUGGAUGAUCAUCCUCCUAUGCCACCUGUCAGGGCAGUGGCCACCACAACAGACGAGUUGUCGCCUCAACAGAGACGGAAAGAUUUCGGGUUAGACGCUUUGAGACGGACGACUCCUGUCUAGUGAGUUAUAAAUCCUAUGCAUAUUAUGGGGUAAUGGUUGCUUGUGCUAUAAAGCUUGACUUGAUUGGCCUAAAGCCUUGUGCUUCAAAGUGUUUUCCAAAGAGAUGCUAACUACAAUCCUAGUCUUGGUAUGGAAUGAUUUUCUUACAUUUUCCAGUUAUUUGGAAACUCACUUCAUAUUCACAUGGAUGAUAGCCCAAAAAGAUUUCAUUAAUCCAGUCACUAAUUACCUAUGAAACUAUCUAUCAUUCUAAAUAAGUAUUCUGUGAAUAAAAGUUUUCUUGAGUUAAUCAGCUAGUCAAAGAAAUUUUCCACCUACCAAGACCGUGCAAAAGGAAAUAUACGUUUUCUAAUGGUUUCAUUAAACAUUUUACACAAAUAGAACACUUGCAUAGGUAUCACAUUUGUACACAUUUUUUAGCCCAAGGUAGGCUAGUGGUGGACCUCUACAAAGUUACCAACACUGGAUCUUCAUAAAAUAUUCCUUGAAGGAUAGUAAGUUAGGAGCAGACAAAGAAUUCCUAUUUCCUCAUAUUUGGAAAUUCCUUGUAUUGAAUAGGCUAUGCCUACUUGACAUUUUGGAAUUCAUCCUGCCCUCACUCACCACAUGCUUUUUUUUUGAGGUUAGGUGUUCAGACAAAGUCCAAAUCUGAGAUACCCACUCUGCAAAGUGAUUGUGUAACCCAAGAUUACAAAGUUUGUUGCAGUAAGAGAAUAAUUAAUAAAGUUAUGAGCGUAUUUUUUAAAUGAAACUAUUCAUAGGCUGAAAGGUUAGAAUCCACAAGUCACAGGAUUCACAGGCAUGGUUAAGUUGUACCUUAAGAAUGCUGCCAUGGUAAGUAAUUUUUCAGGUUACCAAUAACCCACAUUAACUGUACAAGCAACCAUUGUUUCAGUUUACAGAUUAGGUAACAAAUAACUGUUUAUAAACUGCAAAGUAAAGCUGGAGUUAUUUUCUUUUAAUUCUUCCCAAGAAACAAUUUACACAAGCUGUCUGUCAAAUUGGAACAUAGGUUACAAUGAAAACUUUAACUUUAAAAUAAAGUUUUCCACACAAAACAGACAAAUUGAUUGCAAUGUGCUGAUUUACUUGUAUACUUUUAUAUUUUAUAAAAUUUAUGAAAAUUCAUUAUUUUAAUUCUCAUUUCUGUCAUCUCCAAGACAUGGUGGUAAAUAAUUCAACAAAUUAUCAACAUUCUUUCUUAAUUUAACCAUUUCAGUUUUGAAAUUAUCAUGACUACUGUCUCUUUUUAAUUGAUAUGAAUCGUCUUGAUCAUGAUGACCCAACUCUGAUCACCAAGAGGUACAGAAAUGUGCUUUGCUCAAAAUAUUUCAAUAUGAAAACAGAAUAAGAUCAAAUGAUAAUGAUUAUGAGAAUUUUUAUAUGCAGAAAUUAGUUUUAGGUUAUGAAGAAGGCUUUUAAUUCCAGUAGUUUAUUACAUACAUCAAAUUCUGAAACUGUAUCUGUUUGUAUAAAUACUGCCUCUGAGUGACCUGUUUCUUGCAAAUUAUUGAAAGAUCUCCAGUUUUCAUGGUGAAAGAAAUAGUUUGCUGUAAUGUUGACAAUCGAGAAUAAUAAUAAGAAUAUUAAGUUCCACACGUUUGUGAGUAAAAUAGUGUUCUGCUUUGUGGGACAACUGAAAUUGGGCAAAAGUAAAAACUGUUCAUGCUCACAGUUCUGUUGCUGAAAAUAAUAUUGUGACCCCUUUGAAACAUGAAGAAUGUAAAGAGUUAUAGUCUGACAGUAAAGCGCACAAAGUUAAGGUGCUGACUAAAAAGUGUAUUAUGUGAAACUUUUCUUGCAGAGGUAAAAAGAAUAGACAUCAACCGGGUGAAAAUCCUAUAUAACACACUAAGGAAAUGUAAGUAAAAAACUUUGAAUAUUAUAUGAAAAAUGUAUGUUACAAAUUAUAAAAAGAUACUUAUAAAGAAAAAAAUGAAGAAGUUGUAACUAAAAAUACAUUCCCUUUCAAUUUAUACCUCAAAUAAAUAAGUAGAAAUGAUUAUGUUA
This is a messenger RNA of Zootermopsis nevadensis, 3201 nucleotides long. RefSeq lists its product as uncharacterized. The record is from RefSeq and is a predicted model, not a curated record. Lineage: Eukaryota; Metazoa; Arthropoda; Insecta; Blattodea; Termopsidae. Gene Ontology annotation, cellular component: postsynaptic density membrane; AMPA glutamate receptor complex. Gene Ontology annotation, biological process: positive regulation of synaptic transmission, glutamatergic; postsynaptic neurotransmitter receptor diffusion trapping; neurotransmitter receptor transport, postsynaptic endosome to lysosome. Gene Ontology annotation, molecular function: voltage-gated calcium channel activity; channel regulator activity.